AUGACUUUGGAGAAUCAAAAACUAACCCAGGAAGAAAUGGAUAUAAUUAUGUCCGAGGCCAGAGCCGGUGAACUAGAAUCAUUGAAAGAGAUCUUUGAAGAAAUACCCAAGGAAUCAUUACUAGACAUUAAAGAUGACAUGACAUUAGCCACCCCAAUUCAUAUGGCUGCCGCAAAUGGCUACUUAGAUACACUUCAAUACCUUCUUUCAAUAAUACCCAAACAAGAUGCCAUAAGUCUAACGAAGGCUAAAAAUGAAACUGGUAAUACCGCUUUACAUUGGGCCGCAUACAAUGGACACUUGGAGGUUGUAAAAUUCUUGGUUGAGGAAUAUGAAGCUGAUGCAUUUGAAAAAAAUGAGGCAGGUCAUGAUUCGAUAUAUGAAGCUGAAAACAAUGGUAAAGUCGAUGUAGAAAAUUGGUUUUUGAAGAAGUACGCUCCAGAAGAGGAUUUCAAAGUUGAAGAGGAUGGUGAAAACACAAAGAUUAGCUAUCAACCGGGUAAAGAAAGUAAAUUGGCUGAUGAUAAUGCUAGGGAUGCUGUAUUUGCGGCUAAAGUGGAAACGGAGCAGGGUAAGAAGAAAGAUAGCAGUCAGCUGCUUGAUGACUCAACUGCUAAGUUAUCCCUUGACUCGUGA
Molecule: messenger RNA, 636 nt
Organism: Lodderomyces orthopsilosis Co 90-125
Lineage: Eukaryota; Fungi; Ascomycota; Pichiomycetes; Serinales; Debaryomycetaceae
Exons: 1
Coding region: 1-636 (211 amino acids)
Molecular function (GO): protein binding
Source: RefSeq, a predicted model, not a curated record